AUGAGCAUUGAUCGUUGGAAGUACCGCACCACGGCGGUAAAGAUUGCUGGGAGAUGGGAGUUGGUAGAGCUUCAACAAGAUGUGAGCAAGUUGGAAGAUUUAGAAGAGAGUUUGCCGGGUGUGCUCUAUGCCACGAAGACUUUAACGAUGAUACAACGGCGCCCGAGUGAUCCCGAAGAUGUUGGUAUGACUGUCCUGGAAGAUCAUGGUCCUCAGCCCCUUGCCUCGAAUCCCGUGCUUCGUGAACCCAGGUUGCCAGUGGAACUUCAAGCUGACGAAGGCAUGCCGGAUGAUGCCAAUCUGUCCGAACAUGGAGAAGCCGAAGUGGCUCCAGCUGCACCGGGGAUCGAGUUGCAAGGACCCAUUCCAGAAGAAGUAGAGGUUGAGGGAAGAAGGUUGUCAGCCAAUUCUACCGCAGCCGAGUUGAAGUUGGUUUGCAAAGCUUUGGGCAUUGGGUCUAGCGGUUCCAAGACGGUGUUGUACAAGAGGAUUACAAAACAUGUUUGGCGAAGAAGGUUGGAGGAUGAGUUGGCCCUUCAAGAAGCAGCAUCGUUGCCUGUUCGAACACCAAAACCUGAAGCCGUUCCUCACGAACCGAGCCCUGAAGAGGUGGCCAAGCAUCGUUUGACACACAUUCCAUACAAGUCCUGGUGUCCUCUUUGCGUAUCUACCCGAGCGAGAAGGGAUGGCCAUCGUGAAGGUGGUGAAGCGCAUCGCUCUGAAGGCAGUUGGCCAGUGAUGAGUUUGGAUCUGAUGUAUAGCUCGGUGGAGGGUGACACUUUGGAUUGCAUGAGGACUUCUCAGUUGAAACCCAAAGAAGGAAAAAUGAUGGUCUUGGUUUGUGUGGAUCGAUCAACUGGAAUGCUGCACGGUGUUCCCCUUCCGUCCAAAGAGCAACAGUGUCUUCAGUACGCGGCCAAAGAAGUGCUUUCCUUCUUGUCCUAUCUUGGACGAACCGAGGUAGAGAUACGAGGAGACAAUGAACCAUCGAUGACAAUGCUCAUGGACAAGAUCGUGACUGCCAGGACCGCUGCAAAGCUUGCUACUAGGAAGUCCCCGUCGCAGCCCCACGAACACCAAACCAAUGGGGCAGCUGAACAGGCAAUCUUGAGUUUGAGGGACAUUGGAAGUACUUUGCUCCAACAAGUUCGCGAGUGUGGGUAUGUCUUGAGCAACGAGUCCGAUCUUGUGCCCUGGGUGUAUACACAUGCUGCUACCCUUCACAACCAGUAUGCAGUGAUGGCGGGAACUACACCGUAUGAACGUGCCUUUGGUGUGCAGUAUCGGGGGAAACUUGCCAUGUGGGGUGAGACCGUGUACUUCAGUCUGUCCGAUCCUCAUAGACGAAAGGGCAAGGAGAAGUUUGUUAAAGGAAUUUUCUUGGGGAAGACGAUGCAAAAUGAUCUCAAUAUCUGCGGGACCGCCCUGGGAAUUUAUCUGAGUUCGACAAUUCGGCGCCUACCUGAAUCACAACAAUGGGAUCGGAUCUUGCUGAAAGAGUUCAAAGGAAAGCCUUGGAGAUAUGGUCUCGCAGGGAUGGGUCUCAAAGUGAUCCCAGGUUUGAAAGAACGAGCUCCACAGCCAGCUACGAUGCUGGAACCUAUGGUGUCGGUCGCCCCGGCUCCAUCACCAACGCCACCGCCGCCUGUGGUGACCGAAGGACCCGUGGAUGAAGCUGCCUCUGACCCUGAGUCUUCGGCAAGUGCCAGUUCAGAUAAGAUGACCACCGACAGUGAGAGAAGACCGGAAUCCCAUGAAGAUCGAAAGCGUGAACGAACAGAAAGGGAAGAGGAAGCUCCAGGGUCGAAAGAAGCACGUACAUCAGGAUCAGCAGUGGAGACAGGAGGGGAAGAUGCACCGACAGAGUCUGUUCAAGAGCCUAAGGGUGAAAAGAGGUUGCAGGCUCCACCGUUCUAUGCGGGAAGUGAAAGUCCAUCGAAGCGUGUUCGAGCAGUCAAAGUAGGAGAUGCCGAGUAUUAUGUGGGAGAUGAAGACCUAGAUGAUUGGUGGAACAUGGUAGAGUUUGAUGCUCGGUAUUUCGAGGAAGAUGACUGGAUGGACUACAGCCCGGAGAAUGACCCCGAAAAGUUGUGGGAAGGCCAAGAUGAAAAUGAAGGACCUCCUGUUCUUAGCCCUGAACAGCUAGAGGAAGUAGAAGCUGUGUCCAGGAGUGAUGAACUGCAUCGACUCCUAGAGAUGUCCGUGUUGGAAGCAAUGGAUGAAGCGGUGCAUGUUCCCAAAGAGAAGCUCCUCAAGACACGUCAUGUGUACGACUGGCGUUUUCGGUCAAACAAGUGGCAACGUCGUGCACGCUUGGUCUGCAAGGAACUCAAAGCAUGGUCACCGUUCCGACAGGACACAUAUGCACCGAGUACAUGUCCUUCGAUGCUGCGCGUGCUUCCGCAUAUGUUUGUGAGUACCCCGGACUAUGUCUUACGAUCGUUUGACGUGAAGGAUGCUUUCCUCACUGUAGAUCAGAAAGAAGAACUGUUCGUAGAGCUCAACGGGACGAUUUACAAGGUACGAAAGUGUUUGCCUGGUCAACAGUUAGCUCCCGUCCAUUGGCAUGACCAACUGAGUGAGGACUUGGCUCGCUGCGAUCUCAAGAGCAACGUGGCGUGCCCCGUGGUAUAUGGUGGUGAGAAACUUGGUGCCACGAUUCAUGUAGAUGAUGGACUUCUUGGUGGAUGUGAAGAUCGUGUCAACAGUGCUGUGAGUGUCUUGCAACAAAAGUACCGCCUAGAAGUGAGCCCCGUUGUGAAGAACAUUGGCGACCAGCUGAAAUUCCUCAAAAGGACUCUGGAAGUGGUAGAAGAUGGGUUGAAAAUCCAUAUCGACGCAAAGUAUAUUGAGAAGGUGGUUAGCAUCUUGGGCAUCACCAAUCCCCGUCAUCGUAAGGUACCCGCGACUUCUGACUUGACAAUGAAAGACGAGUCGGAGUACUUGGACGAGGCACAUGUUGGGCGAUACAGAGCAGCACUAGGAUGUUUGCUGUACAUCAGUCCGGAACGACCUGACGUUCAACAUUGUGUAGGAGUCCUAGCUCGUGGGAUGAGUAAGCCUACGGUGAAGCAGCUCAAGCACCUGAGAUACCUGACUGAGUAUUUGUAUGUAGAAGAUGUACAAGGAGAUGGCGAAGGACGGCCAGCUCGACUGUUGGAAGCCAUCAGUGACUCGGACUGGGCAUCUAGUGCAGACAGGAAAUCGAUAAGUUGCGGUCACCUGUAUUUGGAUGGGAACCUGAUGUUUUCUUAUUCAAGACGACAGUGCUCCAUAAGUCUCUCCUCAUGUGAAGCAGAACUCACAGCAGCCACCUCAGUGAUUGCCGAAUCGCUCUUCUUGAAGAACAUCCUCGAAAGUCUGUCUGAACACCCCGUGGAUCUGGUUGUGCGAUUAGACAACUCAGCGGCUCGCAGCUUGCUGGUGAAAUGCGGGGUGUCGAGGAUUCGACACCUGGAUUGUAGACUUCUUUGGUGUCAAGGGUUGGUGAAAGCCAAGCUCCUCUCAGUGAAACCGGUUGCCGGCUUGCAGAAUCCAGCUGAUGUAGCUACCAAAGUGUUGUCUUCAGAAAGAAUCAAAUAUUUGUUGGGUUUGGCCGGUAUGUACAACAACGAUGGCUUGAUUCAGUCUUCCAAACCUCCUAAUGUCAAAGUUCAAAGAGUGGCAUCAACAAUGGACAUAGAGAACUUGGUGCGAUCCGUUGUGUAUGCAGCCAUAGCCUUGAGCCAGCAGCGACCUGCAGAUGCGACCUCUACGAGCCUCGUGGGUGCUGCCGAGAUGAGCCCUGAAGGUGGAGAAGAGUUUCCCGAGUUGGUUGGAAUGUUGUGGAAUCUCCUGGUGUAUCGCGUCAUGGAGGGCUUGAUGGUUACGGAUGCAGCAGAUGGGACCAGCCUAUGGUGGUUGGUGGGAGGAGCAACUUUCCUCUUUCUCUUCAUGUUCCUCUUGGGUGUCAUGCUCUACUACCUGCCGCACGUGCAGAACGUGCUCACUUUGUGCGAUCGGUUUCGCACAACCCGCAUAUCUUCGACCCCGAAACGCGACAAGAAGUUGCCGUGUUCUCUCAGAAUGGCGAGUGCUACCACAAUCGCCCAUCCUGCCAUGGACUUCGACAGGCAACGAGCAGCUGCCAGCGCGUUCCUCUUCAUGAUGCUCUGGCAAGAGGACUGGCUCCGUGCAGAGUGUGCUGUGCCAGUCAUUGGGAUGUGUUCAACGAUUGGCUGGUGA
Messenger RNA from Symbiodinium natans, 4224 nucleotides. NCBI's taxonomy places the organism in Eukaryota, Dinophyceae, Suessiales, Symbiodiniaceae. The record is from the annotation of a GenBank genome assembly.